Nematolebias whitei (Rio pearlfish) is the source of this 2535-nucleotide messenger RNA. RefSeq names its product chromosome 3 C1orf112 homolog (gene firrm). The coding region runs from base 4 to 2535 and encodes 843 amino acids. The transcript has 21 exons. NCBI's taxonomy places the organism in Eukaryota, Metazoa, Chordata, Actinopteri, Cyprinodontiformes, Rivulidae. The record is from RefSeq and is a predicted model, not a curated record.
ACAAUGUUUAGCAGCAUGAUGACAGAAAUAACUAAUCAGGUUGGCGGCCUCUCAAGUCAAAACACUGAGCUGUGUGCUUCGCUGAGGAACAUUCUGCAGGGAAUGAUGCAGUUAAUUGAUACGCUUUUUGCUUGUGUGCGUCAUGUUGGCUCGUUUGAAGAAGCCCCUGACUUGGAUGCUAUUCGCUCUUUACCAACUUGUAUCCUGAAAGUCCUUAGAGAUACAUUUCAGCACUGCAAGGAUAGUGAGGUGGUUUACUGUGGCCGCCUGUCGCUGGUCGCAGAUCUGCUGCAAGGGCUCUUCAAGGAGGCCUAUUCCCUACAGAAAGGUCUUUUAGAGCUCCUGGACAAGAUUUGUUUGGACAGUCGUGCCUCAGAGGAGGUCAUCUUCAAUGUUGUUACAGUAAUUCAUAGUCUUCUGGAUAUCUGCUCUGUCAUCUCCAGCCUGGACAUGGCACUGCAUGCAAACACCUGGAAGUUCCUCAUCAAACAGAGUCUGAAGUAUCAGUCCCUGGUGGAGGAGCAUCUGCAUCAUGGUGACAUCGUCAGCAGUCUGUGUGACAACUUGGUGGCGUCUUUCCACAACUGUGUGGAACUGGCUGGACAAAUUAAACAAGAUGAUUUACAGGAGUCGACACCAAUCCCAGAAUACAAGCUGUUCCAGAAAACUGCAAAGAUGUGCAGAUUUUUUGCCAACACUUUGGUUCAUUACAUAAAGGAAUUUAAAUAUUUUCUGACCAAGUACUGCAGCAACUUUCUCCAUCUUUACCUGCAGAUCAUCAGUGAGUUCCCUCCCAGUUUGAGUGCUCCAGUGUUGUCUGCUGCCCUUUCUGGGGAGCUGAAUGCAGCAGCUCUGGUUCCCAUGAAUGCCUUCCUGCUCCAGCUGCUGCCUCUCAGACCUUUUGCUGAAGCUGCGCUCCAGCCGGAUCUGCUGUUGAGUCCUGAACAGGAGCUUCCUCUGUGUUGCCUCCUGGUGAGCAUCUUAGAACAUCUAGCUGACCAACCAGAAGACGUCCAGCAGCUUUGGUACUCUGGCAGCCAGUUCUCAGAAGACUCACCCAGGCUUCCUCUCUACAAAGCUAUCUUUAUUAGUUUCCGACGAUGCUAUACUGAGCGUAAGGUACCAGUGCUGCUGCCAGGGGUGAUGUUGAAGGGUCAGCCCCAGGUCCAGGUCACACUGCACCACCACAUCUGUGUGCAGCUGUGUGCCAGCGUGGCUGUGCUCCCUCCUGCGUUCUUUCCCGUGCUUGAACGCUGUUUGGUUGAUGCAGUGUUGCAGGCUGAUACUCCAACAGCUUUACUGGCAACGGAUGUCUGGUGCUUUACGUCACGUUAUGGGACAGCAGAACUUUGCCUACAUCACGUCCACCUCAUUACUCAGAUGGUGAAAGCAUGCACCACUGAGAGUUACCAGCUGCUCCACCUGGGACUGCUGCUGAAACGCAUGGUGUUUCUCAUGACUCCGAACCACCAGAUGGAGCUGGUGGCUCGUUUCCCCCCGUCAAAGGUGGAGAACCUUCCAGUGUGGCGUCAUGUCCUCUUCAGAGCUCUUUCGCAGGACACUUACCUCCAUGUGCAGGCAGAAAUGAUUGGCCUCGCUCAAAAGGUGCUAACUGAUUGGCAAGAUGGAGGAUACAAGCUUGGACAGAUGGACAAAGUGAACGCUGCGCUGUUAUCCCUCCUGUCAGUGCUACGAGGGCAUCCAUCUCCUGGAGAACAGUGUGUGUUGUCUGCGGUGAAGGUGAUCACACAGCUGUGGUCACGAAUGAGUCCUGAUCAGGUGCAGACCCAACCUGUGCUUCAGCACACGCUGCAGCUCCUGCUGUCAACAACGGCCAUUUUAGUGAAAAACACUGAGCCUCGCGUCAUACGUCAGGCAGUGUUAUGUGUGGAUGCUGUGGUCUCUUACAAAUGUGCUGAUCAUCUGCUGCUGGCUGCUCUGGAGUUUCUCUCAUCCCUCGGAAAGAUCUUUAUCCCUCUAGACAAUCAGAGUCAGAUUGUUCCCAGGCUGAGCAGCCUUUUCAGAGUCCUUCUGGCUGAGAAGUCCUGGCUGAUUCAUCAGCACGCCCUGGAGGCCUUCUCAUACUUUGCAGAGAAUACGAACCACGAAGAGGUUAUUUCCCAGAGUUUGUGUGUGGAAGAAACAAAAACCAAAGUAGUCAAUUACCUCAGCAAGACUCUGAAUGUACAGGAAGAUGCAGAGUCCCGGCUCCUGAGACUCAAAGAGGAGGCCGCAGUAAUCAAAGAACACAACGAAAUGCAAGAAAGCAAAGAAACGGUUUCCAACAAACAGGCUGCUGACGCUGAAGGCCUCACAAACUCUGAGCCAUGUCCAAAGAAAGCUCGACAGGACACCAGCACAGAGGAGGAGUACAGCUGCUACAUCCAGACAGCUCACAGUGCUUUGAAAGGCCUUCAAGCUCUAAAAGAAGGAAACACCAGCACGACAGAAACGCCUCCACCGUGGCUGCAAGACAAACUGCAGGAGCUGCUAGUCCUCAUAACCGACAUCAGUUCAGUCAAACCCACCACCUAG